Messenger RNA from Paramuricea clavata, 7824 nucleotides. The record is from the annotation of a GenBank genome assembly. Lineage: Eukaryota; Metazoa; Cnidaria; Anthozoa; Malacalcyonacea; Plexauridae.
CUGCUGCUCGCUCAGGCUGCUCAACACUUUCGAAGAACGUCGAACGAAGAUCGUCGAUCGAAGAACGUCGAUCGAAGAACGUCGUUAAAGUUUAUUUUCCGGAUGUAUGCAAUGUUAACAAGGUAAGUACAUGCAUUGCUUAUUUAAAACAUGUUAUUAUUUUUUUUCGGACGUUGCAACCUAGUCAAGUCAGCCCAAACCUGUGAUAGGCAAGGCUGUUGUAGAUUCCGUGCAAAUCUUCGUAUAUUUUCUCAUAAACUUUCGAAGUUCAUAUUGUUCACAGGGCUCAUUAUUCUUUGUGUCAGUUUGUGUCAGCUUGUGGAAAACAUGAUAGAACAUAAGAUUUUAAAGGUUUUUACUUCCUUACACGAGCCGGUGCUAUGAUGCGAAUUGCGCCAAAAAUUAGUUAUACAAAUUAUCAGGUCAAUUCCGUGAGGACAAAAACGCCGCCGUUGCUUAAUCGGGCCGUUUGCUGUGACCUCGAAAAGUUUCUAGAAAACAAUUUUCAUGAUUCGAACAAAACGGUCUUUUGUUAAAAGGAAGACUGGUUAAUAGAAAUUGGCCUUUUCAGUGACAUAAUCGUUUGUCGUCAUCGAUCCGUGUCGUUGAACAAUGAAAAAAUUUGUCAUGAAAUUAGUGAACUAAGAUAACUUUAGCGGGAACUUUUCGGAUUUGAACUCAGCGUGUUCGAAAGUGUUAGUUCCCGUAAAAAUAUUUCAGUUUCAAGACAUGGGCAAUUUUUAGUCUUGUAAUAUUAUGCGUGUUGGACGCAAACAACAUAAUUAUCUUGUCUACAACUUUACCUAAGGUAUGUACAGAUAAAGCUUUCUAAAAUCCUCAGUUCUGGCUAUAAAAUUAUAAAGUCCUUUGGCUGUAUCUCUGGGCUGAGAAAUAAUUCCUUACAUCUGAUCAAAAUGUUUUAUACAACGAUAUAAAACGGUAAUGUUAUGUAUGGGUCAGCUUUAAAUUUCCAACUGACAGUUUCUGAGAAUGUAAUUCAAGAGGUAACUUAUAUCAUUGCAUUUGAACCAUUAUAUAUCAGUUGGUGUUAUUCUGUGCGAUUAGCGAUUAUUAUUGAGAAGGGCUAGAGCUUUCAUAUAUAUGUUGAAAUCACCAAAUAAACAGCUCAUGCACACAUUUCUCCACUUGGUCUUCGUCCUAUUAAGUUUAUGCUUUGGCACUGAUCUUUGUCUUUGAUGUGAACAUUUAUUCUUCUAGUUUAAAAUUAUUUAAGAAUGAUCCUGUUGAAAGUCUUUCAGUACCAGCAACCCCAUCGACAAUAUUUCAUAUUAGCGUUCGGUCUUUGCUGUCUCGCUGGCUUCGCGUUACUUUUGUUUUAACAAGUAAUCGCAUAGUUCCUCGUAAAAUUAAGGUUUAAUUUCACUUGUGUUUUCAAAUCAAAGAUUCACAAUUUGUGAAACUCAGCUUUGAAAACACGCGUGAAAUUAAACCUUAAUUUUACUCGGCCCCAUGCGAUUACCUAUACUGUCUAUACUAACGCGAUCAAGGUAUUUAAUCAUAUAGAAGGCAAAAUUUAUUCGUAAGUUAAUAGUGAUCUUGUCAAAUUCGUAGUUUUUCUAGUGUUCAAGUUUUCACUAAAAGUUUUUAAUUCUUCAGUAACAUCAUUAUCCGCGACGAAAAGGCGAGAAGCCAUUGUUGUGGGAAAUGGAUUGUGUCAUUUUUUUUAGAUUUUUCUUAAAAGCACUCACAGGUGAAUGAGUUAAAUGCCGUCUUGUUCGUCACUGGUGGUAAAAAAAUGUGAAAUUAAAAAAUUGGAAAAAUUUCGUUUCAACAAAAGCUGCUGCUCGCUCAGGCUGCUCAACACUUUCGAAGAACGUCGAACGAAGAUCGUCGAUCGAAGAACGUCGAUCGAAGAACGUCGUUAAAGUUUAUUUUCCGGAUGUAUGCAAUGUUAACAAGGUAAGUACAUGCAUUGCUUAUUUAAAACAUGUUAUUAUUUUUUUUCGGACGUUGCAACCUAGUCAAGUCAGCCCAAACCUGUGAUAGGCAAGGCUGUUGUAGAUUCCGUGCAAAUCUUCGUAUAUUUUCUCAUAAACUUUCGAAGUUCAUAUUGUUCACAGGGCUCAUUAUUCUUUGUGUCAGUUUGUGUCAGCUUGUGGAAAACAUGAUAGAACAUAAGAUUUUAAAGGUUUUUACUUCCUUACACGAGCCGGUGCUAUGAUGCGAAUUGCGCCAAAAAUUAGUUAUACAAAUUAUCAGGUCAAUUCCGUGAGGACAAAAACGCCGCCGUUGCUUAAUCGGGCCGUUUGCUGUGACCUCGAAAAGUUUCUAGAAAACAAUUUUCAUGAUUCGAACAAAACGGUCUUUUGUUAAAAGGAAGACUGGUUAAUAGAAAUUGGCCUUUUCAGUGACAUAAUCGUUUGUCGUCAUCGAUCCGUGUCGUUGAACAAUGAAAAAAUUUGUCAUGAAAUUAGUGAACUAAGAUAACUUUAGCGGGAACUUUUCGGAUUUGAACUCAGCGUGUUCGAAAGUGUUAGUUCCCGUAAAAAUAUUUCAGUUUCAAGACAUGGGCAAUUUUUAGUCUUGUAAUAUUAUGCGUGUUGGACGCAAACAACAUAAUUAUCUUGUCUACAACUUUACCUAAGGUAUGUACAGAUAAAGCUUUCUAAAAUCCUCAGUUCUGGCUAUAAAAUUAUAAAGUCCUUUGGCUGUAUCUCUGGGCUGAGAAAUAAUUCCUUACAUCUGAUCAAAAUGUUUUAUACAACGAUAUAAAACGGUAAUGUUAUGUAUGGGUCAGCUUUAAAUUUCCAACUGACAGUUUCUGAGAAUGUAAUUCAAGAGGUAACUUAUAUCAUUGCAUUUGAACCAUUAUAUAUCAGUUGGUGUUAUUCUGUGCGAUUAGCGAUUAUUAUUGAGAAGGGCUAGAGCUUUCAUAUAUAUGUUGAAAUCACCAAAUAAACAGCUCAUGCACACAUUUCUCCACUUGGUCUUCGUCCUAUUAAGUUUAUACUUUGGCACUGAUCUUUGUCUUUGAUGUGAACAUUUAUUCUUCUAGUUUAAAAUUAUUUAAGAAUGAUCCUGUUGAAAGUCUUUCAGUACCAGCAACCCCAUCGACAAUAUUUCAUAUUAGCGUUCGGUCUUUGCUGUCUCGCUGGCUUCGCGUUACUUUUGUUUUAACAAGUAAUCGCAUAGUUCCUCGUAAAAUUAAGGUUUAAUUUCACUUGUGUUUUCAAAUCAAAGAUUCACAAUUUGUGAAACUCAGCUUUGAAAACACGCGUGAAAUUAAACCUUAAUUUUACUCGACCCCAUGCGAUUACCUAUACUGUCUAUACUAACGCGAUCAAGGUAUUUAAUCAUAUAGAAGGCAAAAUUUAUUCGUAAGUUAAUAGUGACCUUGUCAAAUUCGUAGUUUUUCUAGUGUUCAAGUUUUCACUAGAAGUUUUUAAUUCUUCAGUAACAUCAUUAUCCGCGACGAAAAGGCGAGAAGCCAUUGUUGUGGGAAAUGGAUUGUGUCAUUUUUUUUAGAUUUUUCUUAAAAGCACUCACAGGUGAAUGAGUUAAAUGCCGUCUUGUUCGUCACUGGUGGUAAAAAAAUGUGAAAUUAAAAAAUUGGAAAAAUUUCGUUUCAACAAAAGCUGCUGCUCGCUCAGGCUGCUCAACACUUUCGAAGAACGUCGAACGAAGAUCGUCGAUCGAAGAACGUCGAUCGAAGAACGUCGUUAAAGUUUAUUUUCCGGAUGUAUGCAAUGUUAACAAGGUAAGUACAUGCAUUGCUUAUUUAAAACAUGUUAUUAUUUUUUUUCGGACGUUGCAACCUAGUCAAGUCAGCCCAAACCUGUGAUAGGCAAGGCUGUUGUAGAUUCCGUGCAAAUCUUCGUAUAUUUUCUCAUAAACUUUCGAAGUUCAUAUUGUUCACAGGGCUCAUUAUUCUUUGUGUCAGUUUGUGUCAGCUUGUGGAAAACAUGAUAGAACAUAAGAUUUUAAAGGUUUUUACUUCCUUACACGAGCCGGUGCUAUGAUGCGAAUUGCGCCAAAAAUUAGUUAUACAAAUUAUCAGGUCAAUUCCGUGAGGACAAAAACGCCGCCGUUGCUUAAUCGGGCCGUUUGCUGUGACCUCGAAAAGUUUCUAGAAAACAAUUUUCAUGAUUCGAACAAAACGGUCUUUUGUUAAAAGGAAGACUGGUUAAUAGAAAUUGGCCUUUUCAGUGACAUAAUCGUUUGUCGUCAUCGAUCCGUGUCGUUGAACAAUGAAAAAAUUUGUCAUGAAAUUAGUGAACUAAGAUAACUUUAGCGGGAACUUUUCGGAUUUGAACUCAGCGUGUUCGAAAGUGUUAGUUCCCGUAAAAAUAUUUCAGUUUCAAGACAUGAGCAAUUUUUAGUCUUGUAAUAUUAUGCGUGUUGGACGCAAACAACAUAAUUAUCUUGUCUACAACUUUACCUAAGGUAUGUACAGAUAAAGCUUUCUAAAAUCCUCAGUUCUGGCUAUAAAAUUAUAAAGUCCUUUGGCUGUAUCUCUGGGCUGAGAAAUAAUUCCUUACAUCUGAUCAAAAUGUUUUAUACAACGAUAUAAAACGGCAAUGUUAUGUAUGGGUCAGCUUUAAAUUUCCAACUGACAGUUUCUGAGAAUGUAAUUCAAGAGGUAACUUAUAUCAUUGCAUUUGAACCAUUAUAUAUCAGUUGAUAUUAUACCUCAAAUUCAAAUUGUCCAAUCAAGAAGCUUAGUUUGUGCCACGUGAGCAUGAAAUUAAUCGCGAUAUCACGCCUUACGUCAUCAAUUAGCGAGCCUGCGUUCCUUUUGACAAUGUUCCCAGGGUGGAACAUUAUUCGCGUAGACCGCGCGGGACAACACGAAUGACAACAAGAUGGCCGACAAAAUUUAAUUAUUGUUGAUGAGUGAUGAAUAAUCAAAUUUUAAACGUAAAACCUGGGGCGUUUUCAAAAUUUUGAAGCAAAUUUUGAAAAAUGUUGUCAUUAAUAUUCCAAACGAUAUGUGAUUCGAAAGAAAAUCGACGAAUACUUGCGUUAAUCCGAAAAUAAAACAUCGUAUUCACGAAGGUAUGUGUCAAGUUUUUAAUUCUCAACUUGGAGGCUUUUAAUUUUCGGUAUAAUAUAUCAUUUAUAGACCCUCCGCUUGGGGGAUUCGGCGAAAUAUUACCCUCAGUGAUGAUAUUUCCCUCGGGGCAAAGCCCCUCGGAAAAUUAUAUCACUUCGGGUAAUAUUUCGCCGAAUCCCCCUCGCUCCAGGUCUAUAAAUGAUAAGUGUUAUACUGUGCGAUUAGCGAUUAUUAUUGGGAAGGGCUAGGGCUUUCAUAUAUGUUGAAAUCACCAAAUAAACAGCUCAUGCACACAUUUCUCCACUUCGUCCUAUUAAGUUUAUACUUUGGCACUGAUCUUUGUCUUUGAUGUGAACAUUUAUUCUUCUAGUUUAAGAUUAUUUAAGAGUGAUCCUGUUGAAAGUCUUUCAGUACCAGCAACCCAUCGACAAUAUUUCAUAUUAGCGUUCGGUCUUUGCUGUCUCGCUGGCUUCGCGUUACUUUUGUUUUAAAUACCUUAAUCGCGUUAGUAUAGACAGUAUAGGUAAUCGCAUGGGGCCGAGUAAAAUUAAGGUUUAAUUUCACGCGUGUUUUCAAAGCUGAGUUUCACAAAUUGUGAAUCUUUGAUUUGAAAACACAAGUGAAAAUAAACCUUAAUUUUACGAGGAACUAUGCGAUUACUUGUUAAUCAUAUAGAAGGCAAAAUUUAUUCGUAAGUUAAUAGUGACCUUGUCAAAUUCGUAGUUUUUCUAGUGUUCAAGUUUUCACUAGAAGUUUUUAAUUCUUCAGUAACAUCAUUAUCCGCGACGAAAAGGCGAGAAGCCAUUGUUUUUAUUGCUAUUUAAAACAAAAGCUAAGCUUGCGUCUCAGCCAAUCAGGUACAAGUAAUUUUGCCCUGAAUUAAGAAAAAAUGCCCUCCUCAUUAGCCAACCAUAUUUGAGUAAUUUUUCCCUUUAUAUGAUUAAAAGAGUUAUUUCUCAGCCCAGAGACAUAGCCAAAACUGAGGAUUUUAGAAAGCUCUAUCUGUACCUUCUCAAAGUUGUAGACAUGAUAUGACUAAUGUUGUUUAUACGUCCAACACUAUAAUAUUACAUAACUCAAAAUGAUUCGAGCAAAACUGGUCUUUUGUUAAAAGGAAGACUGGUUAAUAGAAAUUGAUCUUUUUGAGUGACAUAAUCGUUUGUCGUCAUCGAUCCGUGCAGGUCAUUGAACAAUGAAAAAAGUUGUCGUGAAAUUAGUGAAAAUAAAAUUGCAGUUUGUAAGAAAACUGCAGGUUUUGAACUCAGCGUGUUCGACAGUGUUAGUUCCCGUAAAAAUAUUUCAGUUCCAAGACAUGGGAAAUGAAAGUGAACGAUAACGGAACGCAGCAAACGGCUUAUAAGCUCACUAUUUACAGUUGAAAUCAGCAAGUCAAUUUGGGGCAUUAAUUAUUCCAUACUGAUUGAUUUUUCAGAGGUCUCUCAUUGGUCGUGGCAGUUUUCCUUCUACCAUUUUUGGGGCGAAACUUUCUAACACAAGCAUUGUACGAAGUCCGUUUCGACCAGGCCAAAGAGGAUUAUGGUCUAGCCGACAAUGAAGUGUUUCUUGAUUUGUCCCGGACGCCUCGUGUUCAAUGUUUUUACCACUGUUCAAUGGAUUGCCGUUGCUCGUCUUUCCAAAUGUUUAAGGAUACGGACUGUCAACUACUGUCGUCAUCACGGGCUGAAGUGACGCUACAGCGCAUGUCUGGAUACACUUAUUAUGACAUGAUACCUUGGCAGGUAAUAAUUACGUUUUUCUAAUCGGUUUCGUGGCAACACGAAAACAAGACUAUUCAGUCGACUUUGGUUUCACUGACCUUCAGGGCCAUUUUUAAGGCCUUUAGCUUUAAGGAUUUGUCAGUUAGUGAGGGGGCAUCUACUGAAAGGGGCAAUAAUAUACUGAUGUGUAGAAAUAAGAGACGGUUGGUGAUGACAAAAUGUUUGGUGUGGUGUCGUGUGAUAGUAUAGGGGUUUAGGGGCAUUUCCCCCCAGAAACGUUUUCUUAUUUUUCCACCCCUAGGACUGCAGGACUGCAUUUCUUGCGUUUUCUGAAACACAUUUUUGGAUAUACAGCAUUACAUGUUUAUGUAAAUACCACAACUCGGUCACUAACUUGUUUAGCCUAGCCUUCCAACAACUCAAAUUUAUAGGGUCUGGGAUAUGCUAUCCACUGGAAAAUUUUUAAGAUCUAAGCUAUUUACUACACAAUGUUUAGCAUUUCUAAAAAGCCAUUAAAUCAUCCAAUUCAUUUGAAGAUGACAUAAGAUUCACAAAGCAAGGUUCAGAACUAGAAUAUCAAACCUCCCUUCUUUAACAUUCUAUUUUUCUUUCAUUGUUUUGCUUAUAUAUUGGAGAAAAGGGAUCUUGACUCGUUGGGCCAUGAACAUUGUCGUGGUAAAUGACGUCAUAGUUCUUUUUCUUAUUCCACAGGGAACAAGUUGUCCCAUAGAUUGUUGCAAGCAAAACCCAUGUCUCCACGGAGGGGCUUGUAAACCUCCGACCGAUGAUCCCACGAUCCGUUUCCGAUGUCUCUGUCGUAAAGGCUACGGCGGCAAGCGAUGCCAGUAUCGAAUCGGUUGCCCAGGUUAUUUGGACAUUGUGACAUCUCGCGCAAACGGGAUUUACACAUUGGUUAACCCUAACACAAGAGAACCUUUUCAGGUACGAGAAGUAAUCUGUCACAACGAGGAGUUUUCAACUGGAAGUCAAAGUGUGCUGAAAAGCGAGGCACUAAGCUGCACUAGCCAACAUAACUUCUCUAUUAUGUACCUGUGUCUAAAGUACAUAUCAAACGAAAUUUUUUAUUUAUAA